Talpa occidentalis (Iberian mole) is the source of this 1133-nucleotide messenger RNA. RefSeq names its product leukotriene B4 receptor 2 (gene LTB4R2). The record is from RefSeq and is a predicted model, not a curated record. Gene Ontology annotation, cellular component: membrane. NCBI's taxonomy places the organism in Eukaryota, Metazoa, Chordata, Mammalia, Eulipotyphla, Talpidae. The transcript has a single exon. Gene Ontology annotation, molecular function: leukotriene B4 receptor activity; G protein-coupled peptide receptor activity. Gene Ontology annotation, biological process: neuropeptide signaling pathway; inflammatory response. Bases 15 to 1133 code for a protein of 372 amino acids.
GCCCCACCCCCUAAAUGCCCUACGUGGCCCCUUCCAGCCCCUGCAGGUACAGAAGGAUGUCGGGCUGCUACCGCCCCCCUGGGAACGAGACCCUGCUGAGCUGGAAAGGCUCUCGAGCCACAGGCACCUCCUUCCUGCUGCUGGCAGCGCUGCUGGGCCUACCGGGCAACGGCUUCGUAGUGUGGAGCUUGGCUGGUUGGCGGCCCGCACGGGGGCGGCCGCUGGCGGCCACGCUGGUGCUGCACCUGGCGCUGGCCGACGGCGCGGUGCUGCUGCUCACGCCGCUCUUCGUGGCCUUCCUGACCGGGCAGGCGUGGCCGCUGGGCCCCGCGGGCUGCAAGGCGGUGUACUACGUGUGCGCGCUCAGCAUGUAUGCCAGCGUCCUGCUCACCAGCCUGCUCAGCCUGCAGCGCUGCCUCGCGGUCACCCGGCCCUUCCUGACCUCCCGGCUGCGCAGCCCGGCCCUGGCCCGCCGCCUGCUGCUGGCCGUCUGGCUGGCCGCUCUGCUGCUCGCCAUCCCGGCCGCGGUCUACCGCCACCUCUCGGGGGACGGCGUGUGCCAGCUGUGCCACCCCUCCGCGACCCAUGCCGCUGCCCACCUGAGCCUGGAGACUCUGACCGCCUUCGUGCUGCCCUUCGGGCUGGUGCUCGGCUGCUACGGCGUGACGCUGGCGCGGCUGCGGGGCGCCCGCUGGGGCGCCGGCCAGCACGGGAGGCGAGUGGGACGCCUGGUGAGCGCCAUCGUGCUGGCCUUCGGCUUGCUCUGGACCCCCUACCACGCGGUCAACAUUCUGCAGGCGGUGGCUGCCUUGGCGCCCCAGGAAGGGGCCCUGGCGAGGAUCGGCGGGGCCGGCCAGGCGGCGAGAGCUGGAACCACGGCGCUGGCCUUCUUCAGCUCCAGCGUCAACCCCGUGCUCUACGUCUUCACUGCCGGGAAUCUGCUGCCCCGGGCAGGUCCCCGCUUCCUCACGCGACUCUUUGAGGGUUCUGGGGAGACCCGAGGGGGCGGCCGCUCCAGGGAGGGCACCAUGGAACUCCGAGCCACUCCUCGGCUGAAAGUGGUGGGGCAGGGGCAAGGCAACGGAGACCCUGGGGGUGGGGCCGAGAAGGAUUGUCAGGGAUGGGAGCCUUGA